AUACAUGACCGCCGAUGAUGUGCCACAAGUACUGCAGAUAUGGGCCGAUAAUAACCUACACGAAGGAACUCAUACUAUACAGUCGUUUCUCAAUGUGGAUCCCGAGGGGUUUGUGGUGGCUGUGGAUGAUAGCACCGGUAUGUGCGCCGGGGUGUUUGUCCACCCGGACACCGCAUUCAUCGGCCUAUACGGCGUGGACCCUCAGUACCAAAAACUGGGGAUCGGAUGGCAAAUGUGGCGCAAAAUGAUGGCCCACAUCGGGGACCGGAAUGCCGGCCUGUAUGCCGUACCGGAGCACCAGUCCAUGUACAGAGACCGAGCCGGGUUCACCCACGAGGACAGUCGACUUAUGCUGCUCUAUGAGUCCGAUUCCGUGCGCACCCAUACGCUGGUCAAGAAUAUCGACGGAAUCCGUGUCCAGAGAAUCACCGAUUCUAUCGAGAAUCUGGUCAUUGAAUACGACCGCGAAGUGCACCGAUUCUCGAGGGCUAGACUACUGCCGCACGUAUUCCGGGAGCCCGACUCCAUGGCACUGGUAGCCAUCGACGAGUACGACGACUCGGUGGUGGGCUACGGGUGCUUCCGGACUAAUAAUAUCGGGAAAGCCAUGUCUGGCCCGCUGUACGCUAAUAACGAUGCCGUGGCUGAGCUGUUGGUGUAUAAAAUGAUCGAGAAUUUCGCUAUUAUCGAGACCAAUGGCCUGUUGUAUAUGACCCUGGAUUCAAAUCCUGGUGGCAUUAGGAUUGCCGAGAAGUUGGGCCUACAUAAGCACGAGGAGUUACCA
Molecule: messenger RNA, 784 nt
Organism: Oppiella nova
Lineage: Eukaryota; Metazoa; Arthropoda; Arachnida; Sarcoptiformes; Oppiidae
Source: the annotation of a GenBank genome assembly